This is a messenger RNA of Closterium sp. NIES-67, 1318 nucleotides long. Lineage: Eukaryota; Viridiplantae; Streptophyta; Zygnematophyceae; Desmidiales; Closteriaceae. The record is from the annotation of a GenBank genome assembly.
UUAAGUUCUCCUCCUACAGCUUACCCCCUAGUGCGUCGAAAGCCAUAGCGUCGCGAAUACUUCAUCAAUCAACGUGAUUCAAAUUGGGAACGGUAGCUGAGAUUAAGAGCUACAACAUAUCCAAGUUUCGCGACAUUCCAACGGCUAGGUUUUUGUCGACGUCGUUUCUUGUGAAGACGACUUUUCUGUCCAGAAUUUCGGAUAUAUAUUUUGAGUAAUUCUAGCUCCUAAGUUCACCUAGACUCCGUCCUUAAUUCUAACAAGUGGUAUCAGAGCUGUAUUAAGGACGUUGAGAGGAGUCUACAGAAGUGUGAAGACCCUUCUAGACCCACCAUGGCCUGUGGGUGUGCCUAAGUGGUGUUCUAAAGGUUGGAUGUGUCUUCCGCUAAGGGAAACUCUGCCGAAAUUUCGUGGACGCCGACACUUGUGAAAAUAUCGAGGGAGCUGAGUUGUGAUGCACCCUCUCACGCACUGGGUGAUUGAUUCGGGUUGCACCAGUCACAUGACCCCACGGGCAGAUUUGCUUGAUGAGGUAAAACCCCCUGGGAAGAUCAAGUAUGUGGCAGCAGCGUCAGGUGCUUUGCUCCCUGUCAUUGGUGUUGGAAAUGCCAAGGUUAAGGGAGCUAAUGGGGAGCUUGUGGGGCUUGGGAAUGUUCUGCUGGUUAAAGGCUUGUCUGCUAACCUUCUCUCUGUGCGACGACUGCAGAAGAGCAAGGCCGAAGUGACCUUUGGACCAACCAGCUGCCGUGCUAAGCUUGGGAAGAAGGUGCUAUGGAGUCUGGAAGAGGAGACCAGUUGCAUCAAGGACCUGUGGCAGCUGCCCAUCAUCCCAUGGAAUGGGAAGACUCCAACAGCAGCAACGGCAGCAGCGGCAAAGGCAACAGCAGGAGGAGAUGCAACUGCACCAACUGAUGGGGAUCACAAGGGGUGGCUGCUAUGGGACCUGACCACCCAGAAGCUGACAGUGUCAAGGGAUGUGAAGUUUCUUGAGUCCCUGUACUAUAAGGAAUGGAAGCAGCAGCAACAGAAGCUUCCAUCUACACCACUCAUUGUGGAGGCAGAUGAGUUGCAGCAGCCUUCAAGACAGGUGGAGGUUGCAGUGUCAGAGGAGGAGAUGUCUGGGGUGACUGAGGAAGGGGGAGCAGCUGAGGUGGAGCAGCAGCAGCAGCAUGAAUCUCCACCUCGAGUUCCACACCCGCCUGAGCGUCCUAGGAGGGAUGUGCGCCCUCCAGUGAGGCUGACCUAUGGGGGAAGAGGCAAGCCGAAUGUGGUGCAGGCUGGGAAUUCUUGAACUUUCAUUGAACUCUUGAGAUUGAGU